Symbiodinium natans is the source of this 1242-nucleotide messenger RNA. The record is from the annotation of a GenBank genome assembly. NCBI's taxonomy places the organism in Eukaryota, Dinophyceae, Suessiales, Symbiodiniaceae.
AUGCUACAUGAUGCUACCAAUACAGCUGCCUCUGCACCCCGUGCUUUGUGGCAGGCAUGUGCUGCAUGCCUCAUCGCUGGCUGCAUUCUUGGCGCGAACCUAGCGCAGGCACUGAGAAUCUCAGCCACAGCAAGAUGCGUCGGUGAUCUUAGUGUCUGCCCGGCAGGCUUCACUUUCUGGAGACUGUCUUGUCAGGGCCCCAAAAUCUUAAUUGCUGGUGUGCAGGCACGCAGCCUGCCUUCAGUCAACUUUUCAGCUCAGGCGAGCGAUGAUGUCAGCGCCCUGCAGGUUCGGCAAGAGGAGAUCCCAAAGGCCCCCUCCAACCAGUCACUCUCACUGCAGCAGAGCCAGAGCCAGAGUCUCAUGUUCACUGAGCAGGAUCCAGUCAUGCGACUGAUUGGGAACUUUUUGCGGAUGCCAUCGCCGGAGCCAAACCAGCAAAUCCGGAUGAGCCGGCCUCUGAUUUUCAUGCAUCAAGCCAAGUCCGGCGGCACAUCCCUCAGGGAGCUGCUUUACAACGCCUCCAUAAGAAAGGGAUGGAAGCCGUACAUCCAGUGCUACGGUUCUGUGGGGUGCCAAGAUUUCCAAGCUCCGAAAACGAAAGCGACUGUUUACGCUGGGCAUUUCUGUUGGGACGAGUUUGCAGAGAACCUGCGCCACCGCGGGGUAAAUCAGUUCUCGUGCGUCACCAACUUUCGGAAGCCGUUCUACCGCAUCCUGUCCUGCUACUCCUACCGCGCCGUGGGUGUAAGGCGGGAUGCGCCGGAGUGCAUGGCGAAGCUCACGCCCGACCAGCUCCGGGAUGUCCUCCUCCAGGUCGGCUGCGUCAACGAGCCCUUCCGCAGGCUCAGUGGCGAAUGCUCUGUGAUCUCUCAUGCUGGCGACUACUCCUCUCAGGCUCGAAGUGAAGUGUGGGACAGUACCUUGCGGAACCUCGCUCAGUGCGUGCCCUUGUUCCUGGAGGAGCCACAGUCCAUGAAGGUGGCAGCGGCCUAUUUCCCGCAGCUCACGGGCAGCUUCUUGAGCCUGGCAAAUGUAAACCUCAAUGAGAACACGAAGUACAACCCCAAGUGCAACAUUCCUGAGAGCCACUACAACGUGAUCAGGGAGCUUGCCAAGUCGGAAGAGAUGUUGUACGCAACAGCCAAGCGGAGGAUGUGGCACCUUCGGUCCAAAGUCGCAAACCUUUUGGAGGAAGAGCCUGACCUAUUGGAGCAAGAACCUGAGCCUGCACAGAUCUGA